AUGACAUCUGUGCUACAGGAGGCCGAUCAGACGCAAUGGCCAAUUGAGUCGAUAAUUGCGGCUCUCUAUGCCAGAAUAGAGAGCAUUUUACCCAUCAAAUCUGGCAUGACCGUUUCGCAAAUUGAGUCGGAUAAUAACUACAAAGAAGCCAAAAAUCAUCUUUGCAAGGUGGCGGAUAGCAUGUGGAUUAACGACAUUGCUGCUUGUACGGCGACUACUAUCGAACACAUUAAUAAAUUCGACAACAAUGUCCCCAUAGAGGAAAGAAAACCAACCUCGAUUGCAUCAUUAGAACUGAUACUAGGCUUGCUAGUAGACUUCAUAAAUGUCAUAUGGAGCAGUCACCACUUGAAAAUGGACAGCAACAAAGAAGCGUGCAGUGAAAACUCAGAGCUUGCAAUCUCGCAAGCCAAUAUUUCGAAGCGGCUGUACUUUAAACCCCGCAAGAUAGCACCACUGAUAGCCAAACAACUAAUAUCGCUGUUGAGUGAUCUCAAAACCCACACACGCUGUCUACAGGCUGUUCAGAUCCUGACGUCAAACCAGAGUUAUACCGCCAAAAUUUCCGAAUAUGAGCGCAAAGAUAUUCAGAAAAUUGAUGAACAUUGUGAUGACAUAGUCAAGUACCUUGCAGCGAGCAACGCAUCCGAAUUCUUUGAAUUUUUGGAGAACAAGUAUAGAAGAGUUGGAUUCGAAGCCUUGUUUGUUCCGCGCUCCGAUUUCAUUGCUCUUGCCUACUUGGAUUCCGACAAUAUCAUUGCCUAUCUAAAGAUAGUCAAGAGCGUUAUUCAGUUAACCACUCGUCAAUCACAACAAAACCUUAUUCUGUAUUGGUCUUCUGAGAGCAUAUACAACUGGGCAGUCACGCGAACGCGUGAAUUUUUGAAGAGCUCCAAGUCAGUGAAUUUGAACACACAGGCAGAGUCGCUAUUUGAUUAUGUUUACAAAUUUGCGGAAGUCAAAGCGUAUUCACUUCCUGUCUAUCGAUUUUUGGCGACCGUUCUUCUUUUGGCUCCCGUUGCGUAUGAAAAAUAUCUCGAUGAAAGACAAUCAAAGUCAUCAACACUGACAUUCAAGAGAUCUGUUGGGCGUUUUAGCUCGAAACACAAGUUCCUCACAGAUUUAACUCAGAUAUUCCAGAAAUCUCCUUCCUCUACUGAUAGCUUGAUCAAGGUCAUGCUCGUGGGAUCUUCUUUAAGCUUGUACGAGCCACAUCACCCGCUAGGCAAAUUUGCCACGAACACUUAUGAUCAACUGAGGCUCGAUCUGAGUAUGGAUAAUAUGGAGUAUUAUCCGAGCAACCUGGAGCCCGAGCUGGUCGAUAGCUACAGAAUUGAAGUUUAUGCUGCUGGCUUUAUCUUAAGACCCAAAAAGCUAACUUUGGAAGCAAUAGAUGCAUUUCAGAAUUAUUCCUCGAAACCCAUCUGCUUAUCGAAUAUCACGGGGGGUAUCAAAACUCUUGUCAACAAACUCACCACGGGGAAGUUCUUGCUGGCUUACUUGAAAACCUUGUUUCCCUACAUGCUUUCAACUUUACAGAAGCUGUCCAUUCAAAAUACAACCACUUAUGCGGUGCUUGACUCAGAUUCAAUACCGAGUAAUGAUUCCAAUGAGUCUGUGGUGGAUAUCAGAGACGUUUUGCAGCAAAGUGUUGUCGCCAAAAAUGCCCAGUCAAAGACGGAAGUCCCAACUACACCCACCACCGAAUCAGAAGUGGACGAACUUUCGGCCACAACCUCACACAAGGAGGGUCCCUCUUCGAAACAUAUUUCCAGUACCACCCAUACAACUGAGCAAAACUCUACCAUGCUCAAAUACGUUUAUAAACCGAAGAAUUUUUCCUCAAAAGUCAUUGCUCCCCUCAAGCACACUCUUUCGACGUCAUCAUCCUCUCUCGCUAUGGCAUCUAUAUCAUCUGCUCCAUCGUCAGUACCCUCAACGUAUUCGACUACAUCUGGACCGGUUUCUAUCAAAGACAUUAUGGGUACAAGUUCAUUUUCCCGAAGAUCCACGCAAUCAUCGUCUACUUCUAGUGGUAACACAAGCCACAGCAUUGACGAUGCUCCUCAUCUUGUCAAAAUGAAGGUUAAUGUUCUUGCCACUUCGAGGCAAAGUCUUAUCAACAUUUUGCAAACUCUAAAAUAUUGCCCGACAAUAUUCUUUCAUGCUUUAGCUCCUGACGUUGAGAACAGUCUUUCUAUUUUCGAAGAGCAAUUUUCCGUGGCGAUGGCGCCUAUCGUGAAACUGAUAUUGGGAGAGGAUCCCUAUGUCACUAAUUCUGUCAAAGAAUUUCUGAUCAGUUUCCCAAAGAGUGCUGCCGGCAGCACUAGGGAACACGCUUAUAUGGGUCAUCUGGCGUCAAUAGUCAUCCUUGACUUAAUCUCCAAAAUGUGCAUCUCCAGACACACGAAUCGGGAUGAGUUGGAAAAGAUGAUCUCUCUUUUAGCUGAGUUCGCAAGCCUGAGAAUGGAAUAUUUUGACUCCAGGAACUUUAGCCUGUCAAACCCACUAAUUCUUGAUUUUCACAAAUCAGGGAAAUGCUCCAAAUUGUUACAAAGCUUCGAAAAAGCUGUAUACUUGGGAUUAUUUUCUGAUAAUGCAGAAACUCAUAGACAGUCGCGCUUUUUGCUAAGCGACUUCCUGCAAAUGGUGACAGGAGGCCACCAUUUGGUUACGUGCUUCCAGGACACGGCGUCCCAUUUAGCAAGGGCAAUCCUUUCAGAUAAACUACCAUCGGGAACUAUGGCGAUGAGGAAGAAGCUGCGCGAUCACCUGGCCAACUUGGAGGGCCCAAACGAGGUCCUUCUUGACAUUUGGAAUACGAUGUACGAGAGACUGAAACUUUCGAAUGCGAUUGAGUCAGGAUCGUUAAAGUCUUCGUCAUCGAUGUCUAAUCUCGAUCAUGAGCAAUACGAAGAUUAUGCAGAUUACCUAGCAUCACUUGGAGGAAUUUUGAUGUCUCCAGAUUUUGAAGACGAUCCUCGUCACUAUGUGUUUCAGGAGAAAUUGAAAAAAUUCUUGAACUUGAAAGUUAUCAACCUUUUCUCAUCGGAUCCCAAGGAGCGAGAAGAGGCUAGAGAGGUUCUUUGUGUUUCAAUGCAUCCCUUUUUGUGUGGAGUAUACUUGGAUCUACUUACGAAACAUUUCUGGAGAUUUGAGUCAGCAUAUGAGAAGAAAGAGUAUCACAUAUGUGAGGUCAUGGUGAGUGUUUUGCGGACCAUUAGUCAAAUCGACUACGAAUCCUUGUUUUUUCAUACAGGAGAGUUUUGCGAACUCAACAUGAAGAUGUUAGUCAUGAUGGAUUCUGAAAUUGAUAAUGACUACUCGUUUUUGAAACUCAAGCUUAAGCUUUGCAAAUUGCAAUCAUCAUUUCUGCCUCGUCUAGAUGAUUUAUCUCUUAAUGGGAACAUUCUCAGAAAAAAUCAGUAUGCCAAAAUUAUUGCAAAUUACCUCGAAAACUCAUUCAACUAUCGCUUCAUCCAAGAAAAAGAAGACGAGAACAAGCGGGUUCUGAGAUUCGAAUAUAAGCCUACAAAUGCAGGUACGUCCAGAACACAGAAAGCUUUGCAGCAAGACUUGAAUGAUAUUCAUUAUGACAUAAAAGUUGAGACGUCGUUGAUACUAAAGAUCAUUCUAUUUGGUCUCCCAUUGGAUGCUUCAAAUGGUGGUAUGCAUGGAAGAGUCCACGGGAAUUUGGCAAAUGAAGUGGCAUUCAGCAACUAUUUCAAUUUGUUUGUGAGAAUUCUAGAACACCUUGAUGUUUCCGAUCAAUCUCAAGGAAUGAACAUGGCAGAUCGUCAUAGAUCCUCUAUCAUAGUUAAAAACAUUAUUCAGGCACUUAUCAAUCUGCUAAAGUCAAAUUCUGACCUUGGGCUCAAACACUCUCUCCCAUUGGGAUAUCACGAAAACAUUCUAUUGAGGUCGUCUUUCAUAAAUGUAUUUACCAGCAUUGUGAAGAAUCUUAGCAUUCAAAUGAACGCCGACUCAGAAUCUCAACGAAAAGAAAUAAUGACAGAAGGCCUUGGUCUCGUGGCGAUGGAUAGAUUACUGUUGUACUCAUGUACUCAGGUCUGUCCUACUUCAGAGGUUGACGAUUUUGCCAAAUCCUUGCUUACAUUGACAAACGAUAAGGAACUCGAGCUUUCAAUGAUUACGUCCUUACUUCGCGCGGAUAUACUAGACACAACUGACUAUGUCGAGAUUCUAAGAUCAAAUACCGUGGCUACCCGAAUGGUUGCCCUUUACUCACACAGAGUUGCCAAGAACUAUCUGGUGAGCAUUUUCAAGCCAAUCUUCUAUCAGUUGCAAAACUCGGGCGAGUACUUUGAAAUAGAGAAGAUUAGUAUAGACGACGAGAACUGUGAGGAGAAUUUGCGUCUUUUUAUGAAAUAUUUCACGAUGAUAGUUGACGCCAUCACAGGAUCUGUCGACCAAAUCCCAAAAGGCCUAAGAUUGAUAUCGAAAACAAUCUAUGAUACGACAUCUACCACGUUUCCAGAAUCUAAGCUUUCAGUUUUAGGUGCAUUCUUAUUCCUAAGACUAUUCAAUCCAGCAAUAGUUUCCCCAGAAGGCUUGAAUAUCUUGCCGUUGAUGUCCGUUCCGAUGAAGCGCUCAUUGAUGCAAAUUGCACGUAUCCUACAAUUGCUUGCCAACGAAAGCUCUGUUUCUGUUAAGAUUCCACUUUUGCAAAGUAAAAUUGAGGAGUUAAAGGAGCAAAAGGCCAAGAUCAACAAGUUUAUGGUGGAAGUGACUAAUAUUCCGGAUACUGCAUUGCUCUCAGAUGAGUUAGAGAACUUCAUUGAUGAGAACAGUAUCGAAACCGAAUACAGCUUCUUUCACAACUUUUUGUACGACCACUGGCUUGAUGUCCGCAUGAUAUAUUCUAAGCCCUCGCCUAUUUUUGAUGUUCCCAUGGAGCAACGGUUCGUGAUGAUUAGGGAAAUUGACAGCUUCCUUUCAAGAUCGGGAGUUCCAAAACGGAUCACAGUUUAUGAAAUUCCAGAAUCCAUCAAGAAUGACCAGUCUGAACGAGGUGUUCAACUUUACGAUUUUAUGUCACAAGUUUCUUUGCCCGACCGACAAUUCAAGCCUAUGAUCAAGGAAUCCAUUACGAGGGAUGGUUUUCCACUUGUAAUCGUGGAUAUGUUCCAAAUUUACCGCGAAGAAGAGAAACCCUCACCGGAGAUUCUGUGCUACCAAUUAUUUCUUACAUGUAGCAAAUACUGGGAGAACCCUUACUGCAUCUUGAUCGAUUGCACUGCCUACAACAAUGACACGCUACUGAGUCCUGUGUUGGAUUUGAUGUUCACCCUCUUAGCUGAGAAGUACAGGAAAAACUUGAAACGAUUAUACUUUUUCAAUGUUUCUUAUAGGUACUUGAAUUCACUCAAGGAGGCAAAACACCAUUUCGAAAAUCCGAACAUGCUGUCCGAUUGCGAGGUGUUUUUCGUGAGCGCAAAUGAAGACGAAAAGGCUUUAGCUAAGCAUGGUCUUACUUAUUACACCAAUGCCGUGACUAAGGAUGCUAGAGUGACGUUCCAUGAUGUGAGUCUUUAUCAGGAGAGCGUCAAACGGUUUGUUCCCGUGAAGUUGAAAAUUGGAAACAAAUUCCUUCAGAUCUUUUCUGCUCAACCUCAAAGACUCAAAUUUGGUCAGAAAAUGAAAACGCUUUACCUUGUUGAUAUUUAUCCGAUUACGACGUUAUCAACAAUGAGUCCCUCGAAUUUUACAGGGGUUGCAAACGAAAUUUCUUCAACAGAUACUAUGACAGAUUUUAGACUCAUAUUGACGUCAACCAAGAAGGCGGAAAUUAUGCGCACAAUCUACUUCUCAAAAUCAAAGUAUUCCACUGAAGUCCUGGAUAAUGAAGAGGACAGAUCCAUUGAAAAGUCAAUAGGAAAGCUUCUGAACAUAACAUUGACCGGUCUUCUUUCUCAAUUCGAUGAUGUUAGAAACGCUGCAUUCCGCUUACUCACAGCCAUGACGGAUUGCUUCAACCUAUCAGUCGGAAAAAAGAUUGUUAGCAGCGAUGCGAUGGAAUUCCCUUAUGGUGAUGUACAGUAUAUUUUUGCUCUCUCUCACCAGCUUGCCGCCAAUCACCCUCAGCUGACAUACGACUUCUUGUCCGGAUUCUUUGAUACUCUUGACUACUGCCAGGAGCAAGAACAAGACGCAUACGUCAUAUAUACUUCGCCAUGGAUCAAGAACAUAUUCAAACACGUUUAUUCGGCUGAUUCUAUCAAGGGACCAAGGAGAACUUCGGAUUUAAUUCGAAAGUUUGUCAGAGCAAGCAGGAAGUCCAAAUCAACCACACUUGCAUUCGCCCUUUAUAUAUGGGGAGAGUUGUGCUUGGAAGAUCGGCUAGUUGAAAUUGUUAUUGAUGAAAUUAUAUCUGCAGCCAUUGAUCAUGAGGCUGAAGGCCAUGGAUGGGAGGAGAUAACCAAAUAUUGGCCACUGACGCCUACAGUGGAAAUAUGUGGUUUAUUAAUUCAUAGACUCCGCGAGAGGUCAUACUUCAUUAAAAAUGACGAGUCGGAAUUGGAGUCCCACACACGAUGGAUUGAAACAACGGUUUUGACGCGUUUCUUGACGUUUCUUGUUUUUGACUCAAUAAUCUUUGUUCAGAUGUACAUCAGUGAUAUUUUUUACCUUGUCACGAUAUACAUGGAUCAAGGGCCAUUGGAGUUCCGUACAUCCAUUCUCCGUCUGGUCAUGAGAGCAUUUCAUUCGUUUUUAUCUCGAGAGGAUUUAACUCCCGCCCAAAUCAAAUUGAUUCGAGAGAAAAUAGAGCUUUUUGAAGGAGCUAGAUAUCGGAUGUUGUUUGGUUUGACCCGCCAUGAUGGAAUUGCUUCUGCCUCAACGGAACAAGCAGGAAUCGAGAUGGUGAAUAAAUCCCAUUCGAUUGCUACAGUGACGGAAUCCCUGAUAUCAUUUUUGAAAGAUCUUUGCAACCCUGCGGACUACGAACUGCAUCUCAUCAAAUGGAAUUCUUACGUGCUUAAUAUUGCCUUUUUAGAGAAGGCACAACUUCGAGGACGUGCAAUGCUUGUGUUGGGAAGCUUAGUGAGAGAGGGUGUUAGCCAUAGCAUUGUGACAAAAUUUCUAAGAGUUUUGGCAGAAAUGCUAACAAUCCAGGAACAGAAUAUUCAGCAAGAUAACAGCGACAAACUUUACAUGGUGAUUUGCGUGCUACAUUCAUUUACAAAGCUCACUGAAGGAGUUCCAUCGAGUUCCCCGUUCGCGCCACAAUUCUUCUGGAUUGGAUUUGCUCUGUCUCUAUCAGAUAAUGUCAUUCUCUAUCAGUAUUCGAUAAAAAUCAUGAAUGCUGCACUCAAAAAGGUUGCUAGCUACUUGAGUGAAGCUGACAUGGAGAUCAGGGACUACCUUUUCGACCACAGGACGGUUUUCGAGGGUUUUCUGGAGGAACUCGAGUCACUUCAUGAUAUCGACGUUUCUAAAGAACAUUUUGAUGUUUUGAUGACAAGCAUUUGUUCCAAAGGCCUCCAGAUUCCAUUUGCAACAGAUCCUACCUUUGGCUGCCUUGAAACACUCUUAUCCGCUAGGUAUCGAGAAAGCAUGAAAUUUGUUAAAAAAUACCACCGGCAGUUUGAUCUAAACACAAUAUCUUACGCAUUUUACCUAUUUGUUUUCUCUCAAAAUGACUCCGAACUUAUGACUACGCUAUACGAAUGCGGUAUGAGAGAUUUCGAAAUGGUGAGAAUAAGUGAUAGCUAUCAUAUCCCAAAAUUCUUCCUCGAUUUUUGCGAUACAGAUACUCCCGAUGUUUAUGUGAACGCGUUCAAUUUAUGCCGUUGCUUCAACGCUCAAAAGGGUGACGAAACUAUUAUCUAUAAAUGCUUGAAGCUCUACGAUAUAAUUAUUGAGAGAUAUCCUAAAAUUGCCUGGCGUGCGUUCAACUUGAUGAUCAAAACAAUGAGAAGAGUAGCCGAGACUUCUUCGUCGACUAGGUUAUUGCACACCACUCUGAAUACGAUUUCGAGUAUGAUCACAUCGCCGGAAUAUAAACACCGAAACACGUAUGCACAGGAGCUUCUCCUCAAGGUGGAUGAGGCUGGUCUCAGCGGAAUAAAGGCUUGGGAGUUCAUGUACACAGAUCGCUCAUCAGAGCUUCUCAAUACUUUGGAGAUCAAACAAAAAUCAAAGAGAGACAAGCUAAUCAAAAUACUGGUGGAGAAGAUCACGGCAGCCCACAUACAGGAAGAGUGA
Ogataea haglerorum is the source of this 8226-nucleotide messenger RNA. RefSeq lists its product as uncharacterized. Lineage: Eukaryota; Fungi; Ascomycota; Pichiomycetes; Pichiales; Pichiaceae. Gene Ontology annotation, biological process: regulation of GTPase activity. The record is from RefSeq and is a predicted model, not a curated record. The transcript has a single exon. The coding region runs from base 1 to 8226 and encodes 2741 amino acids.